Messenger RNA from Striga hermonthica, 1521 nucleotides. NCBI's taxonomy places the organism in Eukaryota, Viridiplantae, Streptophyta, Magnoliopsida, Lamiales, Orobanchaceae. The record is from the annotation of a GenBank genome assembly.
AUGGACGGAGCUCAGAUACUCGAUGACGGAUUCCCGGCGGUGAGGCUCUUCAGCCAGGGUUACUCCUACACCUACGAUGACGUCAUCUUCCUCCCCCACUACAUCGACUUCCCCACCGACGCCGUCUCCCUCUCCACCAAGCUCAGCCGCCGCGUCGCCCUCGCCACCCCCUGCGUCGCCUCCCCCAUGGACACCGUAACCGAGUCCUCGAUGGCCGCCGCUAUGGCCUCGCUCGGUGCCAUCGGGAUCAUCCACUCCAACACCACCGCUUCCCACCAGACCUCCUUGGUCCGCCGCGCGAAAUCGCACAAAAUCCCCUUCAGCCACGAGAUCGUCUACAAAUCCCCCUCCGACACGAUUCUAUCGCGUGAGGAUUUCGCCGAUGCUCCCUGCCUAUUCGUCACGGAGGACGGGACACGGAGCUCGAAGCUGUUAGGAACCGUGUCAAGAUCCGAUUGGGACGAAAUGGAAUCCGUGGGGGACCAAAGAAUUUCCGAGUACAUGAAGAAGUCAACAGUUUCUCUUCCGGCUGGGUACAGCUUCGAGGAUGUCGCGGGCUAUUUAGCAAAAAACGAGCUGGAAUUUGUGCCGCUGGUUAGAAAUAACGGGGAGGAGGGAGAAGAAGUAGUGAAUGUAGUCUCAUCUGCUGAUGUCGAGAGCAUUCGAGGUUUUCCGAAAUUGGGGCUGCCUUCUGUGGGGCCCGACGGGGAGUUUCUGGUAGGGGCAGCCAUAGGCACAAGGGAAACGGAUAAAGAGAGGUUGGAGCAUCUUGUCAAAGCUGGGGUGAAUGUGGUGGUUCUUGAUAGUUCUCAGGGAAAUUCUAUUUACCAGAUUGAGAUGAUCAAGUACGCGAAGAAGAUGUAUCCGGAUUUGGAUGUUAUAGGUGGGAAUGUGGUGACUGCAUACCAGGCACAGAACUUGAUUCAGGCUGGGGUUGACGGAUUGAGGGUAGGGAUGGGUUCAGGCUCCAUUUGCACAACUCAAGAAGUUUGUGCCGUUGGGCGAGGGCAGGCAACUGCUGUUUACAAGGUUGCAUCUGUUGCAGCUGAAAGCGGUGUGCCUGUGAUUGCUGAUGGUGGCAUCUCAAAUUCUGGCCACAUUGUCAAAGCUUUGACCCUGGGUGCUUCAACUGUAAUGAUGGGAAGCUUUUUAGCUGGAAGCCAUGAAGCUCCCGGAACUUAUGUAUAUCAGGGUGGUAAGAGAGUGAAAAAGUAUCGAGGUAUGGGAUCCCUAGAGGCAAUGACGAAAGGAAGUGAUGCUCGUUACUUGGGCGAUAAAGCUAAGUUGAAGAUUGCUCAAGGGGUUGUUGGUUCUGUGGCUGACAAAGGAUCAGUAUUAAACUUCAUCCCCUACACAAUGCAAGCUGUAAAGCAGGGAUUUCAAGAUCUUGGUGCUUCUUCCCUGCAGUCAGCUCACGAUCUCUUAAGAUCGGGCGUUCUAAGACUCGAGGUUAGGACUGGAGCAGCUCAAGUAGAAGGUGGUGUCCAUGGGUUGGUUUCGUACGAGAAGAAGUCCUUCUAA